Molecule: messenger RNA, 19079 nt
Organism: Paramuricea clavata
Lineage: Eukaryota; Metazoa; Cnidaria; Anthozoa; Malacalcyonacea; Plexauridae
Source: the annotation of a GenBank genome assembly
AUGAGUUUUUAUUUUGCCGUGAGUUUUUAUUGUGCCGUGAGUUUUUAUUUUGCCGUGAGUUUAUAUUUUGCCGUGAGUUUUUUUUUUGCCGUGAGUUUUUAAUUUGCCGUGAGUUUUUAUUUUGCCGUGAGUUUUUAUUUUGCCGUGAGUUUUUAUUUUGCCGUGAGUUUUUAUUUUGCCGCGAGUUUUUAGUUUGCCGUGACUUUUUAGUUUGCCGUGACUCUUUAUUUUGCUAUCAACAUUAAAUUGUUGUUGCAGUAAAUAUAAAGAUUAUCCGUUCAAUAAAUUUUGUUUUGCAGUCAAUUUGAACUUUAUGUUAACGUAAUUUUAAAAACAUUUGCCGUGAUACUUGUGGGCCACCGUACUAAAUACCUGGUUUAAUCUAAUUAUAAUUUCUGUCUUUCAAUGAAAGUCUGUAAUGUUUAGGUACUUUUAUCUUUCAAUCUUUCAACAAGUGGGUGUGGUCAUGUGGGCACCGGCGGGCUCAGUGAGCAAAAUGCCUUUUAAAAUUGGCAAAGUAAUUUUAAAAAUCAACGUUGUCUAAGCUGAAAAAAAUCAAAGCUAAAGUUUAUCAACUUUAUGUCGACAUGGCAUUGAUUAUCUUUGGCUUAUCCUCAUGAAUUAUUAAUGAGGAAGUCAUUAAUUAUUUUUAAAUUUUUAAUUAUUUUUACAGAUUUUUUACGUACGAAUAAAAAUUUCGCACCUUAAUUGAUGAAGAAUUUGCCAAAGUUGAGAAUUUGAUGGCUAGUUUAUUUACCUACAAAUAAUAUUUACAAGUUGAAUAUUUUAGAAUAGUAUAACGGGCUAGUCGACUUUUAACAAUACGAACAGGUUUUUGCUAUUUUCAAUUGCUCAAUUUCACUAGGAAUUGAUUCAGAACGCGGAUGAUGCCGGGGCAAAUGAAGUCAAGUUUCUUUUUGAUGCUACAUCUUAUGGGACCGCCUCAUUGGUUUCCCCGGGGUUGGCCUUAUUCCAAGGCCCAGCCCUGUACUGUUACAACAAUGCCAAGUUCACGGAGGAGGACUGGGAAGGAUUACAACGUCUUAUGAGAAGUAAAAAGGAAAAUAAUCCGUUGAAAGUUGGCCGCUUUGGAAUUGGAUUCAAUUCUGUUUAUCACAUCACAGGUAUAUAAUUGUAAUAGUUUGCAGUGUAAUCUACAAUUUUUAGGAAACUGUAAAGGAUGAUUUACCAAAUGAAUGUUAUUGGACCGAUUUACACCAGCUAGGCUACCAGAGGCGGGUGACUCAUCCAGACGAACAUGGCAAAGAAAAGACAGAUUGUCUGAUCAUCAUUCUUUUUUUAUAACAGUAUAAACGCAAUAAAGAGAAUGGCAAACUAUCAACGUACAUGCAAGGGCGGAUUUUCAUUUUUUAAAGAAGGAGUGGAAAAUUUUCUAGUGGGGUGCAAGCAGCAUCACUGAGCGAGCUUCGGCAAGGGUUAGGCGUUAGAGCUAAAGACUUUCACACAAAAUAGGAGGGGUGAAAUUUUGGUGGGGUUGAACACUUUAUAAAGAGGGCUUAGAGAGAUUCUAGGGGGGUUAACCUCCCCUAAGCCCCCCCCCCCCCAAUAAAUCCGCCCAUGCGUACAUGUAAUUAUCAGCGUACAUGUAUAAUUUGUCCACCCAGACAAAUUUGUAUGUGUUGUUCAUCUUGACAAUGGAUUAAUGUUUAUUUAUCAGAUCAGACGAAUAUUAGAUUGACUAUUUAAUUAGUGAGUAAGGGAAACGAUCAGGCAUGCGAUUUGGCAGUACACAGUAAAUAUAAGGGCUACUUUAGUGCAAUCACUAAAUGAAACAGAUGAUUGAGCCUGAUUGGGACAAAUAUUAUCACUCGAUAAAAAUUAAUUUCUGACCGUAUUACUGCUGUUGGUAGUAGUUAGUUUCUUCCUGUUGUUUCCAUGACUGGAACUAUGCUGUUUUUUAUUUCUAUAGACCUACCAAGUAUUGUGAGUGGCAACACGGUUGCGUUUUUAGACCCACACGAGAAAUAUUUUGUCGUUGGUCAACCAGGCCAAGCAUUUUCUAUGGGAGACUCUUUACUUGCUGAACAUUUUGACCAAUUUGAGCCGUUUCAUCAGAUAUUCGAUUGCAAUCUUAACCAGGGAAACUGUUAUAGUGGGACACUCUUUCGGUUUCCAUUGAGAACUGAACCAUCAAAUUUGUCGACCAAAAUCUACACGAGAGAAAUGGUCAAUACCCUUUUUGAUUCAUUUAAAAAUGAGUCAAGUGCGAUUCUCCUCUUUCUCAAAAACGUCGACUCGGUCAGCUUGUACGAACGUGAAGAGCAAGGUGAAAUUUUUCAUCAUUAUACAGCCAGAGUAUCCGACAAGUCAAAGAUUGAAGUUAGAAAGAGGAGACAAGAGUUGAUCCAGGAUAUCUCAGUGGAGUGGGAUUUUGCCUUGAAAACAACUUUUUACCGUUUGGAAAUCGAGAAGGAAUGUCCAGGAAAACCUUCAGAAAAGAAGGAAUGGUUCUUAGCAAAUCAAGUUGGCACCAAUGAGAUGAAACUAGUGGAGUUGGCUAAGAAUUUGAAGUUGUUACCUUGGAUCGGAAUCGCAUGUCCAGUGGAUGCUAAUAACAACUUGUCUUCGUUAGGGAGGAUUUUUUGCUUUCUUCCACUCCCCCCUGAUGGUGACUGUCGAACAGGGAUGCCAGUUCAAGUGAAUGGCUAUUUUGGAUUGACUGACAACAGACGAGCUUUAAAGUGGCCUGGUCCCGAUUGCCAGAAUGACGACACGGCCCAAUGGAAUCAACUUCUCUUGGAAAAAGUCGGGAGUCAGGUUUAUGCCAACCUGAUCGUAAACAUGGUGCGAGAAGGUUCUAGCAAUAAUCUCCCGCCAGAGUCGCUCGCUAAGUUAGUAUACAGCGCUUUGCCAGUCCACAGCAAUGUCAGGGAAGAUUGGAAAUGUAUCCUGCAGCCAUUUUUCAAAACAGUUUUAGGAAGCAAAAUAUUCUUGACAACUCCUAGGGGGGAAUCUCGAUGGAUCAGCCUUGGGGAAGCCAUUAUCGAUCGCUUGGACGAGACCAAAGGCAUGAGAGAAGAAAUCAAAAGAGUUGUCCUGAAAACGUUGCUGAGCGCUGGCCAACCAAUUGUUUCACCACCGCGACACGUUAUACAAGUUAUUGAUCAAUAUCAUCAGAUAUCUGGUUGGAAAACCCUUCAGAAAGUGACCCCAGCUCUGUUGUGUAACGUUUUGCGCUCUAGUUUUGAUUUUCAUAAGUUGGGAAUGGCUUUCCCAGAUAGAUUGUUCGUGUUGGAGUAUGCCCUGCAGAAUGUCCCUGGAAGUAUUCCUAGUCUUCACGACGUUCCUCUACUUCCAUUAGAAAAUCGCCAGUUCAUAAAGUUCUCGUUUCCAUCCGUCGAUAAGAUUUUCAUUCCGUCUGAGAAGCACAGUGCCGAUCUCUUGCCCAAUAUGAAGCAUCGUCUUCUCUAUCGUGACCUACCUCUACAAGUACAACAGAAGUUGUACGAGCUUGGUUCUUCCGGAGCAACACAGUUACACCACCCUACGGCUGAUGAUAUCAAGCAACUAUUGUGGGAAAAUCUCCCUAAUGAUUGGUCCUGCAGCUACAAUCCGCAGCUGGAAACCGUCUCCUGGAAUCCAGAUAUAGAGAAACAUCCUUCUUUGGCCUGGUUAGAAUUAGUAUGGAAGUGGAUCAAUGAGAAUUACCCAAGUAACCUUGGCGAGUUUGAAAGAAUGCCACUAAUUCCCGUUUUCAUCAAUCCACCCUCCUCUAUGGUUAGACUUCGUUCAAACUCCACCAUCAUUGUCACCGAACACCCACUUUGUAAUGAAGUACUUUCCGACGUCGUUCGUAAACUUUUGGUCAAGUCGAGCUGUGUUGUGCUUGAAAAAUUACCUUCCUUUUUGAAGCACGAUCAAAUCCUUCAAUAUAUUGCUCUACCAACGCCGUCUGGUAUUAUCAGCGUUCUUUCCGUAGCAGAACAUAAAGCAGUUCAACAACUGUCUGUUGCAUCAAACGAAGUUAAACACGAAUUGUGCUGUAUUCUGUCGAGGCUAGAUCGCGUUAGUUUGGCUCAGGUAUCAUUCAUUCGUACGCUACCAAUCUUUGAAGCAGUCGACGGAAGCCAUUUUCUUUCCUGUGAGACAGAACCGGGCAAACAGCGUCUUGUUGCGCCACGAAAAUUCUUUUUACCUGAAGAAAUCCGAAUUAUUGAUCGAACAGAGAUCCUGUCCUCUUCAAAGGAUGAAAGCUAUCGUUUGCUGGAAAAACUUGGCAUGAGAAUCGAAAGCACAGCUAGUUUGAUCAUGAUUCAUUUAAAAAACUUUUUAAAUUCUGGGAUCAGAGACGCGGAGAAGGACAACCUCAUUCUCUGGAUUUUGGAAAGAAUAGAUAUCUUAAAUCAAGAAAUGCCUGUAUUCUUGGGGUUUAUCCGUGAACUGGCAUGUAUUCCAACUGCAAGUGGCAAACGUAUAGCACCAAAUAAACUCUUCGAUCAUUCUGACAGACUCUUAAUGCGGUUGCUAGAAGGCAACAAUGAGGCUUUUCCAAGAAACCAGUUCUUGGAGCCAAUACGACGACGUAAGGAUGAGCUAAAAGUUCGACGUAGAGAAAAUCUAAUCGCUCAAGAUGUUUUCCUUAUUGUAAAUCCAGCAACGGAAAUAAGUUUAGACAGAGGUAUGGCUCUUGUAGAACUUACGAAUCAGCGACCACAGUUACUGAGUGAAUACACUGCAGAUGGAAGGUUAUUGAGUAGUGUACUACGUGAGUUUCCAUGGUUACCAAGAGUGCAAGAUCGUCCUGCAAACUAUCCUGGUUUUAUGCCGUGGUAUGAUGGAAUGAACCUCUGUAAACCGAGCAGCAUGCAUCCUGAUUCUUUGGCACUCCUAGUUGGUGCGACAGUACCUGUUUUCAAUAACAGGUUGAUUUUACGUGAAGUACAAGGUAGGUAUAGCGAUGUUCACUAUGUUUUGUAGGGAAGUAUAAAUUUGUUCAAAUUGGCAUAGGCAUACCAUGAUGCUUUCCAGGCAGGGGGGGAGUUGAAAAUUUGCCCGAAUAUUUAUGGAGAAUUUAACACAUUUUCUGGUAAAUCUGCCCGAAUUUACUUGAUUUUUCCUGCUAUUUUACCGAAUUUCCAUGGUUUUCUAUAGGUUUUUUUUUUUUUUGGGGGGGGGGCAUGCCACCAUGUCUUGUGCGCCUAUGCAAAUUGGUUCAAAUGUGCAUGUUCAUUUUACAACUUUAGAAAAUGAAAUUUAACCAAUCCUAGGAACAUUUGUGUAAAAAUAUUUUAAAUUAAUCGUUUACUUACUGCUCACGAGAGACAUACAUAUAUAAUGAUGUUCUAUACUUACCUGUAAAAAUAUUUUGACGAUGUCUAACAAGUUGCCCGACACCGAAGGUCGAGGGGCGCUUUUGAAACCGAGCUGUGAAUUAGUAUUUUUUUGACAUAUUUUGCUCCAUGAAAAAUGCGGUUGGUCGAGGAAUUCAAAUAUUCUAGUGUUGCGAACCAUGCUUGAGAUCAAUGGUGAUACGUGAUUAAGGUAUGACUGGAAAAACUAAUAAAACACGCAGACACGAAACCCGACAAAAAUGAGAAAUCACUGACGAGGAAAACAUAUUUUCAGUACAAAUGUAUGUACCUUUUCAAAAUUAUAAUAGUUACAAAGUCUAGCAUACGGACCUCGUAAUCAGUGACUCAGCCAAAGAGGGCUGUAUUUCAGUUACGAACCUGGAGUUACGGAGCUGAAAAAUAAGUGUUUCUAUUUUAUUCCAGAUUUGCUUGGAAUGUCUCAUACACACAGCGUAUUUAAAGAAGUCGUUGAACAGCUACACUUAGCUGUUGUCUCCUGGACAAACCAGACGACCACACCGUUGAUCCUUGCGAAAUUUGAAGAAAUGGUUAAGAGUGUUUACGUGUAUCUUUCCAGAGUACCCAAAGAUACUGUACAGCAUUUGUUACAAUCCAAAGGUUUAACCCAGUGGAUAUGGCAAGGAAGUGGUUUUGCCUCGCCAGAAAAAGUUGCUUUGGAGUCGCACUUUCCAAAGAGUAUCAACAUUCAUCCAUAUUUGUUCCGUCUUCCAAACGAACUAUUCAAAGUGAAAGAGUUUCUACUAUCCCACGGAGUAAAGCCACAGUUUACAGUCGAUGACUUGCUGGAUAUGCUGUGGAAUAUAAAGGCAAAGCACGAUGACGAAAAACGAUCGCAUGAAGACGUGAUGCAAGAUUUAGACCAAUGUCGUGCAGUGUUAGAGUGGAUUGUGAGAAGUGGUGGCGAGCUAUCUGAAGAACGUCGCUGUAAACUUCUCAUUCCCGUUCAGACCAAGUCCGAUAAGCUGCAACUUGAACCAUGCAACACAUGUACCUACUGUGAUCGGGAAUUCUUACGACGAGGUGUUUCCGAGCAUGGGAUUUCCACUAAGUCUCAUUUAAUUCACAAAGCAAUUCCCGAUGAUUUGGCUGGUCGUCUUCGAGUUCCGCGUCUCUCAAGCUGCCUCGCAGGAGCCAAAGCAGUUGGUAUUAAAUUCAAAGAAGCUGGUCAGUAUGAGCCACUGACAACACGGUUACGUAACAUUCUACAGCAGUACAAAGAAGGAGUAGCGAUUUUUAAGGAAAUUAUCCAAAACGCAGAUGACGCUCGCGCUUCCAAAGUGUACUUUGUCGUUGACUGGCGGGAAAAUUCCCGAGAACAAUUGCUCACUGAAGAACUAGCUAAAUGUCAAGGACCUGCUCUUUGGGCUUAUAACGACUCUAUGUUCUCUGAGGAAGAUUUUGAAAACAUCAACAAGCUUGCUGGUGAAACGAAGAAAGAAGACUCGGACAAGGUGGGUCGUUUUGGUCUUGGCUUCAACUCAGUCUACCAUCUCACUGAUGUCCCAAGUUUUCUGAGUGGCGAACACCUGGUGGUUUUUGAUCCAAAUAUGAGUCACAUCUCUAAAUUGAUCGACGGCAAGAUGAGAAGUGGUGGAAUUAUGUUAAGCUUGGUAGAACACAAACAUGCUCUAUCGGCUUUUCCAGACCAAUUUUCUCCUUACAACCAGUUGUUUGGCUGCGACAUGACCGGUGCGGGCACUUUUCACUUCGACGGGACAUUGUUUCGGCUCCCUUUUCGUACAGCCGUACAAGCGCAAGAAAGUGAGAUUUCGGAUGAACCUUACACCCGAGAUAACGUGAACAACCUUAUAAAGUCAUUGAAAGAAAGUGCGGCAACCCUUUUACUGUUCGCCCAAAAUAUCAAGGAGGUUCGAGUAUUUGAAAUCUCGAAAAAUUCUAACCCAAAGAAGUCUUUGGAACGACCCAUCAUCAGCAUCACAAAAUCGGUGCAGAAAAUCGUGUUCACGAAUAUUACUGAGGGAACGAUCUUGCAAAAUUCGUCAACUUGGUUGUUAAACAGACGAAUAUCGGGAGUGAAAGCCGCAAUAGAAGGACCCCGCAGGGCUGAAUGGUUAAAGAUGAAUGUGUCAAUGGUGAAAUCUGACCUUAGCAGUGAAGUACCAGAAGUUCUUCAAAAAGAAGACAUGUGGCUUGUUAAUUCCUGUGCAGGUGGCAGGUCAUCUCUUGACGUUGCGCAAAGUGUUGCUGGCAUCAAGAACGCAGUUGUCCCCGUCACUGGAAUAGCUGCAAAAUUGACGCAUUCAAGUAUACAUGGUGCAAAAAUUUUCCCCAUACUUGGAGAAGUAUUCUGCUUUAUGCCAUUGUCCAUCGAGUCUGGGUUUCCCGUGCAUGUCAACGGCUUUUUCUCGGUUUAUUCAAAUCGGCGGCGUUUGUGGGAAGAAGGUGUGGGUGAGCAUCAGUCGUUAAAACCAUUUGAAGUGAAGUGGAACGAAGCUUUAAUGGAAGAUUCGUUAGUGAAGGCUUAUCUUCAGCUGCUACAAAUACUUACGUCUUACAAUGAUAAGCAGUACAAGUUCCACAGUCUUUGGCCUAACCCGACAAAAGUGAACUACCCAAAAGCGUGGAAACCGUUUCUUUACUCAUUCUUCAACAAAAUCAUCGACGAGGAGUGGUCGCUAUUUUAUUGCAACAAAAAUUGGAGAAAACUUCAAGAUUGUCUUAUUCUUGAUCCAAAACUUAACAAGGUUGCUGAAUGCGUCACCAUUAUGAAUCUACUUGAUGAAAAUGUCCUUUUGCUUCCCCAAGACUUCAUGGAAGCCUUCAAAUCUAGCGGGAAAGAAGCCUUUAUCAAGAGUUACAUGCUGACUGAAGAUAGAUUCUUGAGAGAAUUCUUUUUUCCUAGAAUUUCACAGAUACCAAACCAACUUCGUAACUCAGUUCUUGUUCACAUCCUGGACCGUCGACUAAGCAAGCAUCGAACCUAUGAUGAUCUUUUACGGGCCUAUCCAAGUUUCAGCUGUUCUGAGGAUGGAAUGUGGCUGCGCAAACCAAGCGAACUGGUCCAUCCUAAAGGGAAAGCUGCCUGCUUGUUUUCCGAAGAAGAGAAGCGAUUUCCGUUGGACAAUCGUUUUCUAGAGAAAGAACGGUCAUUGAUGUUGGGAGAAUUGAGAAUGGCCAUUGACGAUCUUCCAUGGUGUGCUUUGUGUGAGAGAGCUGAAUGGGUUUCCAAAAAUUGCGAUGUCAACAGAGCAGGACAUCUCAUUCAAUACAUGAAUCAAAUGCCUUCAGGAUGUGAAAUAAUCCCCGCGGAAACAAAAAUUCUACGAAUUGCUCAGUUCCUUCCCAUUUUGCCAAAGCCAAAAGACUACCCAUUUCCCUGGAAGUCUGACAAGUACCAAACGAUGCAUUUAGCUGCCGCCGACCAUCUCUACCCCGAACGACAUAAACACCUUGUUGGUUCCUCUCAACUCAUCCUAGAUGAAUCAUCUAAUAGUUCAAUCGUGCCAAACAAUUAUCUCAAAAAAAUCCUUGGGUUUUCUUCAAAGCAACCUGAAUUAUCAGAUGUCAUAGCACAACUUGAUCAAGUCAUCCAGCAGUCUCGUUUGCUCACCAGAGAAAAGAAAGAAUGUGCAUGUAUGGCAAUAUAUGACUUCUUUCAAAAGAUUGUAACCACUGACAAGUCCAAGCAAUCUUUUCUUCGCGAACAGCUUGAAUACCGACAGUGGAUGCUUGUUAAGAAUCAAAUGGUGGAUCCAAGACUAGUGGCAAAAAACUGGAACAAUGAUGAUGGAUCACCAUAUCUGUUUUCCUUGCCUCCUUGUUACAAUACGAAAUUCACAGGCCUCGUCCGUUGGUACGGCGUAAAGGACAACUUUUCCCAGGAGGAUUUUAUCGAAGCAAUAUUAAAGCUUAGAGAAGACACUGGUCGCAAGAAACUGGUGGAGAACAAAGUCCGUACCCUUAUUGUUCUUAUUGAACAAGUAUUUCGCUCACCCAACACGAAGCUUGAAAUUACAUUGCCCCUUCCAAGUGGGGACUGUCGGCUGUAUGACGCAGAUGAACUUGUAAUUAACACCUCCCCUUGGCUAGAGACGGAUGGCAUGAAUAAACUUGUACAUGAGAAGGUUCCGGUAAUUUUAGCGUACAGAUGUGGUGCAAAGGAGAUUAGAAACGCAGAUAUAACUCGCUGCUCUGAACCUAUUGGUCAGCCAUUUGGACAGCAUGAGAAACUAACUGAUCGUUUAAAGAACAUCCUGAAAGCCUAUCCUUCUGACGAGGGAAUAUUGAAGGAACUUCUUCAAAACGCGGAUGAUGCAAAAGCCAACGAAAUACAUUUUGUGUUUGAUCCCCGAACACACGAAAGUGAACGCGUUUUCUCUAAUGAGUGGAAAGACCUUCAAGGCCCUGCGAUUUGUGUCUACAACGACAAGCCAUUCUCCAAAGAAGAUAUUGAAGGUAUCCAGAAGCUUGGUAUCGGAAGCAAAGUGGACGACCCUAUGAAAACUGGACAGUAUGGCAUUGGAUUUAAUGCAGUCUACCAUCUUACUGAUUGCCCAUACUUCAUUACCAAUGAUGAAGUCAUUUGUGUUUCUGACCCGUAUACAGCAUAUGUUCCUGGUGCGAGUGAAAGGAAUCCUGGACGGUUAUUCAACCAGCUUACCAAAAUGUUCCGAAGAAAUUACCGGGAUGUUCUAUCUGGUUUUUUGGGUGAUCUUUUUAAUCUUAAAGGAAGUACGAUGUUCCGUUUUCCACUUCGUUGUAAUGCAAAGCUUCCGUUUAAGAUUUCUACUGUCCAGUGGGAUGAAAGAAAAGUGAAAGAGCUGUUUGAUUUAUUUCGUGCAACCGCCAAAGACAUGCUGCUGUUUCUGAACAAUGUUACCAAAAUCUCUGUUUCCGAAAUAAAAAAUGGAGAACUUGAAACUUAUUCUGUGAUGUGUGAAGUUUCUGAUGAUGGCAAACGAGCUGAAUUCUUUGAAAAGAUCAGAGCAUGUAGUAAACUACCAACUCAACAAAUCCACUGGCAACAGGCUCAUUAUGUUAUGAAGAUAUCUGAUACGAAGAACGUAAAAAUGAAUUGGUUGGUCUCACAGAGCUUGGGGUAUAUUAAUGUAAACAAUGACUCGCAAGUCCCAAAUGGUACUAGAAUGGGAUUGCUACCGCGGGCUGGAAUUGCCAUCCGCUUACCCUCAACUCAAUCUCGAAAUUCUCCAUUCCGACAUUCCGUAUUUUGUGUACUUCCACUUCCAGUUUUCACGAGAUUUCCCGCUCAUAUCAAUGGUCACUUCGCACUGGACUCGGCACGUCGUGGUCUGUGGCCUGACCCUAAAUGUUCGGAUGAACGAGCUGUUUGGAAUGACUUCAUGAAACGCCAAGUAAUUGCACCAGCCUAUGCCCUUACAAUUUAUCACGCUAGAGUGCACAUCAUUGGGUAUCAAGCUGAAUCCAAGACUUCUGGCAUAUUUUUAUCCAAGAAGAAAACUGAGGAUAGCCUCAGAUGGUACCAUCAGUUGUUUCCAUCCAUUGCAGUUCUCGAUACAGCAUGGAAGCCUAUUGGAGAAUCACUUUAUAGGAAUUUCUUGUCGGUGCUUUCAGUUUUGCCUGUCGCCAUGUCAGUUCCGGAUAGCAAGAAGUCCGAUAUAGAAAGAUUAUAUUCAUCUUCUUCUUCUGAUCUGACUCCUGUUGAUGUCACGUGGUGUAAGGUCAGCGAUGCCUACUUUUGUGCAUCUGAAAUGUCUUGGUUGCUCCAGAAGACGCUGCUGGACAUAGGAUUCCGCCUUCUUUCACACACUCCGAUGGCAAUUCACGAGAGUUUCAAAGCAGUCGAAUGUUACAAAGAUGUGAGUCCACAACAAGUACGGGAAUUCCUCCAGAACCACAGGAAAAUGAAAGAUAAUUUACCUAAGAAGAUCGAGGACACUGUUGUUCAUCACAUUAACAAUGUUUGUGAACUCACUAAGUAUUGUGCUAAAGCUGAGCACUUUCUCGAAAGUCUCGAAGGCCUUCCUUUGCUUCUCACACAAGAUGGCAUACUUCGUUGCUUCCGUCAAGAUCUCGUUGUUUUUUGUAGCAGGUUCAGUCAGCUGUUGCCUUCCAGACCUGAUCUUUUCCUGCACGAUUCGCUUCGAAGUCUUUAUGGAAGAGGCAUAGAAAAGUGUUCCAAUGUUAUGAGAAUAUUUCGUAUACCAGAUCUUGCCAAAUUUCAGACUAUUCUUUUCCCAUCAUCGUGGAUUAACACCGCUUCCCACCAACCGUGGAAUCCAGUCGAGCAAGGCAACAUAUUUCCAUCGAAAGAAUGGUUAAUAUUACUCUGGGAGUUUAUUGACGCUAUAUCCAGUAAAAAAGAAAGUCAAAUCAACCUGAAGGAAAUUGUGAGUUGGCAUAUAAUCCCGACCACACAUAACUGUCUCGUUCCAGUUUUCUUGGGGAAAACAGUUCUCAAUGUAAGCACAUAUCUCAACAGUGAUACAACUUAUGACAAAAUGAUACGACGGCUGUUGGUGAAAGUUGGCUGUCCAGAGUUAAACCACACAAUUUUGAUCUCUUCAUCUUCCAGAUCCUCAAAUUCUACUGGUGCUACCGCAGUACGCAAGCAUUACCUUGCAACGGUUCAGUCGACGGAGGACGUUCUGGGACUGUUGGACCAGACUGUGAACGGCGGCACGGGAGUUACACUUGAGGAUCACGAAAUUGAACGACUCCUCAUGUUUCUACAAGGUGACCUUUCCAGGCUGUCACACCCACGUCUGCGAAAUCUUCCAUUUUACCAAACCAUCAACAGCACUUACACACGGCUUUCUAGUGGCAAUACAGUGUACGACGUACCAGCUAGUGUUCCUGGGGAAGAACUUCAAGUUCUUUCCACAGUAACGAACUGUAUUUUCUUACGCCAUGUUCCUAAGCUUGUAGAGCUUUACCAAUACAUUGGAAUCAAACCAGCUUCUUCUGCGGAGUUCUACAUACGUAUAGUUCUGAAGUAUUUCAACCAUCUAACACCCAAAGGAAGAGAAAGCCAUUUAGUAUAUGUCAGAGAUCACCUUUUGAAUUACUCUUAUGAUGGUUAUGAAGCUGUCUUAUCUGUUAUGAAACAGUUGUCCUUUAUUCCCGAUCAUUCAGACAUUCUUCGUCCAGCCAAUGAGUAUUAUGAUCCAGAUAAUGAAGUUUUCAAAAAAUUUGUACCAAAGUGGAAAUUUCCUCCAAAGCCGUUUGAUUCCACCGAGUGGAGAGGAUUUCUAAAGAAAGUUGGCCUCCAGCAUACCGUCAACAAAGAUAAUUUCUUACAGUAUGCCAAACAAUUGGAGGAAGAAGCUUGCAAUGUCCCACAUUCAACUUCAGAUGAGGGGAAAGAAAUCUUGCGGAAAUCGAGUAUUUUGGUUUCGCAUUUGUUUGGAAACAAGAAAUUACACACACCACAAUUCCUGUCCCAGAUUUCAAGUAUCAGAUUUGUUCCUGCAGCCAAGAUAAUGGAGUUGUACCUUGCUAUCCACCCUUCACAUACAAAAUCUAUUCUCACGUGUUUUAGUGGCUCCGUGAGUGAAACGCAUACAGCCAUGGUAUGGUCAAGUGCAUCUUUAAUAGCAACUUCAGCAUUGUCCUACCGUAGAGGAAAUUUGGAUCAAAUGCUUGGAGUACACACCAGUCCUCCACACAAACAUGUCAUCUCGCAUGUCAGGAACAUUUCUGCUUGUUUUCCUGCGACGAAUAAGAAAGAAGUUCCCUCGACAUUGCAAAAAAUUCUUUCUGAGGUUAUGACAACGAUAUACAAAUAUUUUAGUGCAUCUUGCCAGCUAAAGGAUGGUCCACCCGAUGCAAAUUGUUCAUCUAAUUGUCUGUUAACAAGUGAAGCCCUUCACAAUAUUCCCAUGAUAUUGGUAGAUCGGCAUACAUUCGUACGCGGUAGCCAACUAGCAUUUGAUAGAGUAUGGAACAGCAUGAACCCAUACAUGUUUAAAAUUCCCCGUCAUCUUCAACAGUUCGAACACUUCCUAAAAUGCCUUGGAGCUCAGGAGCUCCCAACGCCACUACAAUAUUCAUCAGUGCUAGAAACAAUCAAGAAAAGUUGUGGGGAUAAUCAAAUGCAUCCGGCAGAGAUUCCUGCAGCAGUGCAGGCCACGAAAAGUUUGUUCAUAUGCUUAAGCAAAGAUAAGAAGCGUUCUCAAACACGUGGAAGUUCUGCCCCGAAUGCAGCACAAUCCCUGGCAAAUGUUCGAACGCUUUAUCUCCCGACCGAAGAUAAUUAUCUGAUACCAUCGUGUGAGGUUUUUGUCAAUGACACAAUGGAAAAGAAAGAACGGUUGAAAGAUUAUUGGAAGGAGUUGCUCAUUGAUUUGACCAUGAAGGAUCAGGAACCUCCUGCAAAACUGGUCGAACUUUUGCCGAGUGAUUUGAAAGUGAAAAAGUUAAGUUCUAAACUAAAUGAAGAGUUAAGUCCAAGUUGCAUCGACAAGAUUUGUAUUCUUGAUCAAGAUUCAACUGCACAGUCUUGUGACUUCAUCAAAAGAUAUCGCGACAUUAUCUGUUCUCCGCAAUUCAGUGAGGCCCUGGUAAGAUUGUACAAGUUCCAAGAAGAAAAAAUCAGGAUUCCAGUGCAGGUAGAAAAUGAUCUUAGAAGUCUUGAGAAAGAUGUCAAAGUUUCAUGCAUGCAGACUGUUGAAGUGCAGCUUGUUACAAGGGCAACUAUGGAACCAGUUCCAGACAGCGUGUCGGAAGUUUCUACUUUCUGCCAAAAAACUCCUAAUGGUUUUUGUAUUCUAAUUAAACACGGCGGGGAGGGAAACCGCGAUGUAUUACACGACAGAUUAAGUUCGUUUAUUUCCCGGAUCACUGGGCAACACAUAGCCGAAGCUAAGUGGCGUUAUCUGAUGAUGAUCCUUGGUGUGAAGGACCCCAGCGAAAUAUCGAAGACAUUGGAUGAUGCUCGGGUACCACAGAGUAUCAGCAGUUUUUCCAGAGAACCAAACCCGGGAGAUAUAAUUCCUGAACAUUUCCACGAUCUUUUGAAAAACGAUAUAAGUCACCAUCUCCGAGAAGGUGAAUGGGUUGGAUAUGAAUUAAGAGAAGAAGAUGAAGAAAAUGACGCGGUGUAUGUGUACGCCAAGAUCAUUGAACAAACAUGCCAGGGUAUGUGUUUAUUGGUCUAUAAUGUUGAAUAAGUACUUGUUAAAACAUGAGCAGCCGAUCUUUAUAUGAUAUACAAGGACUCAUUAGUAGUGCCUCUAGGUCAGGUAGUUUAGUACUCACUGUGUUAAUAAUCUCUUUUUUAACAACAUUUAGCUCACAGAAACUAAAAUACGAUGCAUUUUUGCAGAUAAGCUAUAAAGUUUCUCAGCGCUCCAUUGUUGUUUAACAUGCCUCUAAUAUCAUGAUCACCUCGUUUUCUAUUGUUCUCAUAGGGAAUUUAAAUCCCGUAUUUUCCUCAUUACGCAUGCAACAGGGAAUAGUUCGCUUUGUCUACUAAAUUUCCCCGGGAAAUUUAGUAAAAAACAAAAGAUUUCUUUGUCUACUAAUCUUCCCUCAUCAAAAAUGCACGGGAUGAUUAGUAGACAAAGAAAUCCUUUGUCUUGUACUAAAUUUCCCGCUUCCAUAUUUAAUGCAAACGGAAAACCUAAAACACUCAACAAUUUUAUUCAACAUAUUAAAUUUUAAAUGUACACAAGUAUGACUUUGCUAAACAAUUAAACGUCAAACUCCAACUCAAGACCAACUGUAAAAUUCAUGCUAUCAACGUCCGUUUAUAUUUAUGUUUAUAUUUACGUGACUAGCAGUGGCUCCUUGAAAUUCGUUUCUUUCUGCCUGAAAAUCUUUAAACUGCUCGUUCCUUUCUUUAACCCACGCGUUGUACACAUUUUUACUCCACGUAGUGUGCCUUAUGGUAUUCUUUGGCACUCUAUCUUUUCGAACAUUUUCAACUGUCCGGUCUGACACAAAAUAGAACCUUCCAGUUGCAGCUAUAUCCGAAAACUAAGUUUAAAAUCAAUGCAAUGAUUUACAUAAGUCUCACAACAACAAAGCAUGUCCCAAAGGUACACUUAUUUCAAUCAAUAGUCAAACUCAUAAACAACUUCAUUGAAAAAUACAAAAUCAAACAGCUAAACUUAUCUCUGCAGCAAACUUUUUUGAGUUUUCCUCGGCGAUCAUAAUAUUACAAACUAAUAACAUGACUAGUCGGGAAAUUAGCGAUUAAAUUUCCCUUCGCCUCGGGAAGAUUUGUGAAAGUCCUCGGGCUUCGCCCUCGGACUAUCAUAAAUCUUCCCUCGGCGUCGGGAAAUUUAAUCGCUAAUUUCCCUCUAGUCAUGUUAUUACUUAUAAUAAUCGCUGUUUAAUUCAAAAUUUUAAAUGUCAUCCUUUUUUGUUCUUUGGUGCUUUGACGAAAAUUCAAAAGAAAUGGACAUCUAAUCAAUAUCUGUAAAUCGGGUACAGAUUAUGCAAAUAAAUUAACUCUGAAUAUAAAAAAAUCAAACUUUGUUAUUUUCCACCUUCCUCAAAAAAAGCUAAAUUAUCAAAUAAAUAUAAAAAUAUUUGACAAAAAAGACAACAAAUACAUAUCUCUUGAACGCAAGGAGUAUGUCAAAUACCUAGGCAUUUUACUUGAUGCUAACUUAUGGAAAGAUCAUAUCAGUUAUGUAGCGUCUAAAAUAAGCAAAACAAUUGGACUUAUCGCCAGGCUUCGGCACUUCGUGCCUUUUCAAACCCUGACAAAAAUCUAUCGUUCUUUAAUAUAUCCUUAUUUAUCUUAUGGUUUAACAGCUUGGGGAAACGCUGCACAAAAAGAAUUAAAAAAACUUCUCAUACUUCAAAAACGAGUUCUUCGGUUAAUGCAUUUUUCUAAAAACCGAGAUCAUUCUAUUCCACUGUUUAACAAUACUAAUAAUUUACCAAUAAGUAUGCUCUAUGUUGAAUAUGUUUCCAAAUUAAUGUAUGACGUUACUAAUGAAUUGAUACCAGAAAAUAUUUCUGAUUUAUUUACUCAAACUUCUAAUGUGCAUUCCUAUUUUACCAGAUCCUCAACAGCCGGCAAUUACUAUAAAAAAUAUUCUCGUACGAAUCAACAAAAAAAUGCUUUUUCUAGAAUUGGUGCUAAAGUGUGGAACAACGUUCCGUUAUAUAUACGUAAUUUAGGAAGAAAAAUGUUUUCUAAAAAGAUUCAUGACUUACUUCUCCGGAUUCUGGUAAAUGAGAAGGACUAUCCUGAGAUAUCGAUGAUUAUACAAAGAUUGUCUGAGUGAUCCUUGUUGUGUUGCGUGAUAGAUUGAAAACAAAUUGAAGAUUAUUAUUUAAGAUAUAUACUGUUAUUAUUAUUAUUAUUAUUAUUUUUAUUUAUCAUUAUUAUUAUAACACCGCCUAGAUUAGCUAUUGCUAUUUGCGGGUUAUAUUGUUUGUUAAAAUAUUUUCGGUUACUGAAUAUUAAAUAAUCCUAAUAAUAAUCCUUAAUUUUGUCCUGCUUUACAUAUUGAUUUUCUCGGCUAAAACGAACCGUAUCGCCAACAUAAUUGUAAAAUUUGAUUAUACUUGCAUACAUCUAUAUUUUAAAUAAUAUAAAACAUUCGCAUCCGAUCUGUAGAAACCUUAAACAUGAAGUACGGCCACGCGACGACGACGGCCAAUACCACCGAUCUUGUUGAAAUUAAUUAUUGUAAAGAAAAAGUGUCGUGUAUUAUCUGUGUAAAAUCUGUGGCUUCCCGUUGUAAACAGAGUGAGGACGGCACCUAAAGCUCCUGUAGGAUUUGUAAUUUCUUUUCUAAUUUCUACAAUAUUAUGAAUUUCAUUGUAUAAUAGCAGUCGUCCGUCACGUUGCUGCCGUCUUUGCUUGCUUAAGGCUGAUUUCCACUGUUGCGUUUUUCAUUCGUACGUAUACGCACGUAAAACUUUAAAUCCGGUGUUACAUAGCAAAUAAACAAAGCAACAGAAUUCAGUGUUCUGCAAGUUUUAGUAUAUAUGCAUUUGUUAACUUAUUUGUAAAAUGUUUGAAAAAUAGAAGAAUUCAAAGUUUUACGUGCGUACAAAAACGCAACAGUGGAAAUCAGCCUUUACGGUCCUUUGUAACUAAUCCAGCCAAAUGCUGGGCUGGUUGAAGUAUAUUUGAACUCUAAAGUUCCAGUACAUCGUAGUCGGAUUUAUCACGAACUUCUACUUUUAUAAAAGGAUAUUAAUUAAUGAUAUUUUUUAGGUGAUGGUACAUUCGCAUUUAAUAGCAAAUACCUGAUUGAUAUUGGCGAGGAAGAGCCGGUUGAAGUUAGCAAGCUGAAACUUUACAAGUUUGAUCGUGAAGAACGAACCACUGGAGGAGCUACCAGUUCGAAAAACGAAACGAUGUGUCUGGUGCCUUAUGAAGGUCCCAAAGAUGAAACUGGCGAUUCUAGUGAAGGAACCGCUUCUCGUGAGCCAGCAACGCUCGAAGAAGCGAAAAGAGAGGUCGCAGAAGCGCUGAAAGAGAUUUGGGAACUUCCAGAGUCGGAAAGAUCGAGUGCUAUAAAACGUUUGAUCCGACGAUGGCAUCCUGACAAAAAUAAACAUCGUGAGUCCUUCGCUAACGAGGUAACAAAAUUCUUGUUCAAUGAGGUGGAACGUUUGAAAAAGGGUGGAGUACCUGGCUACCGUCCUGAAGCAGACAAUUCAAAUCAAUCUUCCAGAGGACCAUCAACUGGAUCCACUUGGCGGGAUGCUCCUGACUUCGAUGAAUUUUUCACUAGAUACCGUGGACGAAGAAGACGACGACAACAACAACAACAUUAUCGCCAGCGGCGAGACGCGAAUAACGAAAAUGAACCAGCUAAUAAGAACGAAGCUGAACGAUGGAUGCGGCAAGCUCAGGAUGAUCUUGAUGCAGCUCGAUGCUUGUUCCGGAGCAAACAUUAUUCCUUGGCCUGUUUCCAAUGUCAACAAGCUGUUGAAAAAGCUCUGAAAGCUCUCAUGUUUGCGAAAGGUCGUCUUAAAAAGGGUGACCUAGAAGUUCAUGAAGUGAUGACAUUAGCAUAUCGAGCAUCGGGGCUAGAUCCACGUCUUCGGGCGAUUUCGGGAAUGGUUGCGCGUAUACAGGGAUAUUAUACCAACACCCGCUAUCCUCACUAUCAAAGAGGUUUCGUCCAAACUUCCAUUCCGGCCGAGAUGUUUAGUCAGGAAGAUGCUGAUGAUGCGAUUUCAAAAGCUGCAGAAAUUUUACAGCUUCUCAGACAAGUCCUGAAUUAGGAACGAAGUGAGUUUGUGUUGCACUGUCAAACAUUUUUUGUUAUUAUUGUAAGUGGAUUAUCGUUGGUUUAAUGGGAAACUUUUUAUCAGUUUGAGAUGUUGGGUUAAUCUUAAUCGUUUGAUUAGUUAUUUUUGCAAUUUAUAAUCAUGAUUGUAGUUUUAAAGUGGGCAUAAGCAAUUACACAGUCUGACUGGUCAGACAAGAAAUUCCGUCUCUAUUGUUGAUUGCCGAGUCUGGGCCAAGUUGUUGGUUCAAAAAUGCAAAUUAUUUAUAAAGUUUCUUUGCUAUUUGUCUAAAUAGUAAAAAAUUGAAUAUAAAUUAAAUGUAUUUCAUUUUUUUAAUGAAUUUCACCGAUCUGCAGUCUAGCAGUGUAAAUGGAAAACGCCCUUAGAUGUCGAAUUUUGUAAACUGCCGGGCAUAGCGCAGUGUAUUACAUUAUUAAUAGCAAUAAUUUGCAAAACUUUUGAAACAUUUGUAGCAUUAGUAUAUCUUUAACAAAAUGAUGUAACAAAAAUACUCUUUCAAUUACAUAUAAAUGAUCUAGCAAAGUUCGGCACCGUUUUCUGGGCUUACGCCUCAUGUUAACAUGUUCGAAAUGUCCC